UAAACACUUGGUAAAAAAAUUUGUUGGCCCUCCCCCUCACUCACGCAGCAGUGCAGCACACACUCUCAUCCUCACUCAACAUACACAAACACGAAAGAGAGAAGAAAUCAGAGAAGAGAAGGGAAGGAAGGAAAGAGAGGACGACGCCGUCUAGGGCUCCGCCACCGUCGCCGUCAUCGUUGAGCGCCAGUGAGAGAGAGAGCUCGAGGAUGAGAGGAAACGCGAUGGAGGAGAGAAAAAGGAGGUGCUCCGUCGCCGCUGAAGCUCCACCACCACUGCUAGGGCUUGUUUAUGUCGCCGUUCUACCACCGUCGGGCUUCUGUGCCCCCGCCGAGGAGCUCGAAGGGAGGAAGGAGGGAUGUAUCGCCGCCUUCGUGCUCUGUCGCGGCGCUGCCGUCGAUUGGAGCUCGCCGCUGAGCUGCUGCACCGUCUCCAAGCCGUUACGUCGCCGCUCAUCUCUUCACUGUCACUGCUCAACACCAUCGUCGUAUCCUCUGUCACCAGUUCGAAGGUGUGUAUGAUUUUGAUA
Molecule: messenger RNA, 529 nt
Organism: Arachis duranensis
Lineage: Eukaryota; Viridiplantae; Streptophyta; Magnoliopsida; Fabales; Fabaceae
Exons: 2
Coding region: 210-521 (103 amino acids)
Source: RefSeq, a predicted model, not a curated record